AUUUGAUUAAAACAAGCAAACAAAUCCAAAACACCAAACAAAUGUCAAAAGUGUCAAACAAGCUAAGGUUGGACUACGGUUGGUAAAAUUACAAAGACUGAAUAAGUUACUUGACAAAGACAAAACAUACACAAAGGGAUAUGAAUGAACACACUGAGGUCGAUUCACCUAUGAAUGAAAGAAAAGACACUUGAAUACAUGAACCAACAACGAGACAAGGGCGGAGACAUGACAGGAAGGAAAGAAGUGAAUUCACAGGAGACGCGUGACACAAGCAAAAGCACAUGGCUACAUCAACACUGAAAUGCGGAAAUCUUAAUGUAGCAAAUUUAAAUGAGCAAAAACAUGCUUUAUGCUGCCACGAAUAUUGCAUGAGGUGUAUCUCUGACAACAAGGAUGAUUAACAAUAGGCCGGCAUCAUGAACUCAAAAGCAGUGUAUUAUUCCAACAUAUGGACCGAUAAUGGCUACAGCUCCACGAAGAGACGUUAUGUGCACAAAGAUGGCAGCUGCAACAUACUGUUUCGUAAUGUGUCUGAGGAAUGGCUGUUAUAUGUGACGGACAUCUUUACCACACUGGUAGAGAUCCGUUGGAGAGUCAUGAUCUUGACAUUUGCCCUCUCGUAUAUCCUGUCCUGGCUCUUUUUCGGAAUCCUGUUCUGGAUUAUUGCACUGAUGCACGGAGACAUUAAAGAUCCGAACAAUGAGCCGUGCGUCUAUGAGGUAAGAAGCUUUACAGCAGCCUUCCUAUUCUCUCUAGAGACACAAACUACCAUCGGAUAUGGCUCACGCGGCAUGUCCGAGAACUGCAUGGUGGCCAUCAUCACUGUGACCAUUCAGGACGUCAUCAGCGUCUUUAUUGACACCUUUGUAAUUGGGAUUGUCGUUGCCAAAAUGGCGUCGGCUCGAAAAAGAGCACAAACAGUGGGAUUCAGCAAUACUGCCGUGAUUAACCUCCGUAAUGGCCAUCUGUGCCUGUCAUGGCGAGUAGGUGAUUUCCGUAGAAACCACAUGGUGGAAGGAACCACACAUGCCCAGCUGGUCAGGCACAGAAUACACACAAAUGGCAAAGCCAGCAUAACCUAUCACGACCUUGAAAUACAAAACAGUCAUAUUAUUCUGCCCACUCCAGUGACCAUCAUCCACCAAAUCAAUCCCAGCAGCCCUCUGUAUAAAAUGAGUCUGCAAAACCUACGCAGAGAAGGCUUCGACCUGGUGGUGACUUUCACCUACACGGAUGACUGCAGCGGGAUUCUUCACCAGUCACGCACGUCCUACUCUCCCGGUGAAAUCCUGUGGGGUCAGCAGUUUCAAGAGAUGGUGAGAGUUAACCAGAAGUCCUACAGAGUGGACUACGCAGCCUUUCACCAAACAGUUAAAGUCCUAUUGACAGAAAGCAGUGCUGAAGACUAUGAACUAAACAAGCAUCCUCCAAGUCAUACACAAGACCCACAAAUGGUCUGUUCUCGAGCAGUGGAGAGUGACGACAUCUUAGGUCAAAACCAAAACAGCACUGCUAUUCAGCAAGAAAAUCUAUAACAAACAAUUCUAUCUAUAGGAUGUAAUUCUACUUAUGGUACACAGAAGGGGGCAAUAAAUGUGUAUAUACACACAAAAGGUCAACAAAAACUUCCAGACAAAAACAUAAACCUAUAACCAAUCAUCUAUAAUCCUCUAUCAGACUAAAUCAGUUUGCUUGCAUUAUUGCUAAAUGUUUGUAAUUCCAGUGUCAUUUGCUGAAUUGUAUUAUGCAUAUGGUAAAAGGGGCACUAAGACAUUAUCAUUAAAGUGUUUUGCAAAGGGGACAUACUACCAUAACAGAAUGAUUUAAAAGAAAUCAUUUUAAAUUAAGCCCUGCAGAAUCCUGUUUUUACUCUCCAAUGCUUAGGAAAUCUUUGUAAUAAAAAUAUACCAUCCAUUCUGAUGACACUAUAAAAACAUCUACUGCUAAAAUGUUGAGAUCGCUGUGUUCUCAUCAAACUAUGAUGUAUGCCCCCCUCCUCAUCACCGCCACAGACACACCUGUUGAUACCGUUUAAUCUGUUUAAUCAGCAUCAUUAUUGGUUUUAUAUAUCAUUUCAGUCAUUAUUUUAAAUGCCAAAUCUCUACAACAAUGUGUAAAUUAAAGGGCUUGAAUAUGAGAUUUUAGAAAAGAGUAAGUGGUUCAGUAAUAAUCUCUCAAAAUGUUUCUUGUAAUGCCAAUUCUCUACCAGACAUGAGAACCAUGUAAACUUCUGUACCACAGGGACAUUUUUAAUACACAAAGCCAAACAGAGCAUGCUGGCAAAAUAAAGUAUCAUGUUACAUUGCUCCCAAUUACAUCAGCACCUAAACUGUACUGUAUUUUGAUUUUGAAGUGCCUGUGCACCAUCUGUGCUCACAAAUUUGGUGAUGGUCCAAAUUGUAUUUAAUCCAAACAAUAGAGAAAACAGAUGGAAAAACACAGUAUGUAAAAAUAUACACACUAGUAUCUGUUGUUAUGGGGGGUAAAAAAAUGAUAGUGCUGGAUACACCAAAACAAUCUAGUGACGGGUAUAUUUAUUCUAUUUAUUUUUAGGAAUGAACAAAUGUUAUUUUUAAUGGUGUAUAGUUUUUUUUAGUGUUGUGAAAUUUUCACAUGAUAGUCAAGUAAAUUAAAAAUCUACAGAAAAACAAAGCUGAUUGUCAUAAAAAAAAAAUAAAAAAAAGUAAUACUAAAAGAUAAACAUCCCUGAAGGUGUGUAAAAACGUACCUGUGGCCAAAAACUUGUCUCUGUUACAAAGUGGCUUCACUAAAGACUCCUUUCAUUAAUGUAUAUGAAUUGAGUCUUUACAGACAACUUUAUUAUCCAUUACUUCUGAGCUUUAGAUUGUCUUCCAUCUCACUGUCACUAUAUACUAGAUGUUACUAAUGAUAGCAGUAAUAAAGACGUAAAUAAAUGGAAAAUAUCAUUUGAACUGCAGCCAGGGCUACUCUCAGGUUUGCUUUUAUAAAAACAAAUAAUCAACAACUCCAAUCCAUCAGCGCUGUUGUAUAAAGGUAAAUGAAAUUGCAACAGGUGUUUCAUGCGAGAUCAUUAUUCUGUUCAGUAAGUUAUUAUAUGUUCAGUUAUUUCAAAUGUGCAAAUCUAAUUGCUUCAAUAAAUAUUGUAUAUUACUAUUGUCUAUUUUUUUUUUUUUUUUUAUCUCCAGAGUUAGAUCUGUCAUACACUAUAUGUAUAGAAGUUUGUGGACACCCGACCAUAAGAUUGUCAUGUCUUAUUGUCAUAAGAUUGUUAUGUGCUUCUUUUUGAACAUCCCAUUUCACAUUCAAUCCGCAUUUACAUUUACAUUUCUGGCAUUCAGCAGACGCCCUUAUCCAGAGCGACGUACGAAAGUGCCUUGAAGUCUUUGUUAAUAAAUAAACCAACACUAGUUAGCAAACUUAGGUCAUGUUCACACUAAUACGUAGCUUUCUGAAAACACUCUCCAAAGUGGAUACAUCUGAAAAUGCCAUUUCCGAGUCGCAGCGUGGAUGCUUUCAAAAACAAGGACGCAUUUUUUAGUCAUUGCCGUGACUUUUCAAUGAGCAGUCUCGCCGUUUUGCUCAUGUGCAUUACAGGGAAGUGUUUUCUGACGUUUCAGUAUGGAUAAGCAACUUUUGGGAAGCCUUUUUAGACGAAAACACCGUUUUCUAACUUUUUCGCUGUUGAUGUAGCCUUAGGAUACCACCAGCCUAAAACUAUUUUGGGGAAAAAAUUAUAACAUAUUUUUUUUUUUUACAUAAAGACAAAAGAAACGGUAAAACGUAAAUGCCAGUUAGAAUGUUUCUGUAGAGGUAUGUCUUCAUCCGUCCUCUGAAGAUAGCCAGUGACUCAGCUGUUCAAACAUCUGGGGGAAGUUCCAUCUAUCACCUUAGUGCCAAAACAGAAAAGUGUACAUGUAUACCUACCUUGUACCCUGAGAGAAGGUAGGACAAGUCGACCAUUUCCUGUUAUAAUAACCUCAACCAUUCUGGGAAGAUGUUCCACUAGAUUGUGCAGUGUGCUUGUGGAGAUUUGUGCUUAAUUAGACAAAGGGUGUUAGUGAACUCUGGUGCUGAUGUAGGUGAGGUGAGGAGGCCUGGAGUGCAGUCAGUGUUCUAAUUCAGUAGU
Molecule: messenger RNA, 4111 nt
Organism: Silurus meridionalis
Lineage: Eukaryota; Metazoa; Chordata; Actinopteri; Siluriformes; Siluridae
Gene: kcnj16a
Product: potassium inwardly rectifying channel subfamily J member 16
Exons: 2
Coding region: 420-1538 (372 amino acids)
Biological process (GO): regulation of monoatomic ion transmembrane transport; potassium ion import across plasma membrane
Cellular component (GO): plasma membrane
Molecular function (GO): inward rectifier potassium channel activity
Source: RefSeq, a predicted model, not a curated record